AUGGAGAAGCUACUGCUAUCGCCGACGCUGUUUGUCAUUUUGAUAAUGGCCACAAAAUGCGGCAAUGCCGUUGCACAGAAUCAGCAUCACGAGAGCAACUCCCAGUUGGAUCCCGACCCAGAGUUCAUUGGCUUCAUCAACAAUGUGACCUAUCCGGCUGGACGGGAGGCCAUACUCGCGUGCUCCGUACGAAAUCUAGGCAAGAACAAGGUGGGCUGGUUAAGGGCCUCCGAUCAAACUGUGCUGGCCCUGCAAGGCCGCGUGGUCACCCACAAUGCGAGGAUCAGUGUCAUGCACCAAGAUAUGCACACAUGGAAACUGAAGAUCAGCAAGCUGCGUGAGAGCGAUCGAGGCUGCUAUAUGUGCCAGAUCAACACGAGUCCCAUGAAGAAGCAAGUCGGAUGCAUCGAUGUGCAAGUGCCUCCCGACAUAAUCAAUGAGGAUUCCUCCGCUGAUAUGGCCGUGCAGGAGGGCGAGGAUGCCACGCUCACCUGCAAGGCCACUGGCAAUCCUCUGCCCCGCGUUAUCUGGCGACGGGAGGAUGGCGAAAUGAUACUCAUACGAAAGCCAGGCAGUCGCGAGCUGAUGAAAGUGGAGUCCUAUAAUGGCUCUUCUUUGAGAUUGCUUCGUCUGGAGAGGCGCCAGAUGGGCGCCUAUCUGUGCAUUGCCUCCAAUGAUGUACCACCGGCAGUCAGUAAACGCGUAUCGCUCAGUGUGCAAUUUGCGCCCAUGGUGCGUGCCCCCAGCCAACUGCUCGGCACGCCGCUGGGCUCCGAUGUGCAGCUGGAAUGCCAGGUGGAGGCCUCGCCCUCGCCCGUCUCCUACUGGCUGAAGGGGGCGCGGACCUCGAAUGGGUUCGCCAGCGUCUCCACAGCGAGUCUGGAGUCUGGGUCGCCAGGACCCGAAAUGCUGCUCGAUGGGCCCAAGUAUGGGAUAACGGAGCGGCGCGAUGGCUAUCGCGGGGUCAUGUUGCUGGUGGUGCGUUCCUUCUCGCCCUCCGAUGUGGGCACCUAUCACUGCGUCAGCACAAACUCGCUGGGCCGUGCCGAGGGCACACUGCGGUUAUACGAAAUCAAGCUACAUCCUGGUGCCGCGGCCAGCAACGAUGAUCAUCUCAAUUUCGUUGGAGGCCUCGAGGAUGCGGCACGGAGUGUGGCCACCAGGAGGCACACAACGUGGCAGCCGCUGUGGAUGCUGAUGCUGAUGCUGCUGCUGAUGCCGCUGCGACAGCGGCCUGGAGGAGCGUGAUAUCAAAACUGAAGAAGAGCCGGCAAUCAAGUAUUCCUACACGAUUCCCUCGGACAUCGACAUCGACAUCGACUACAACAUCGACAUCGAUAUCUAUAUCGCCUGCAUUCUUGUUGUUUCUGUAACCGUUUCCAUUUGCGUUCUGCGUUUGCGUUUGCGUUAAAUCUCCCCUUAGUGUAUAUCCUCGCCACAUACAUAUAUAUAUGUAUAUGUACUGCCAAGGGCGCCGUCCUGCGCCAGAUAUCAUUUGCAUACGUAUCAGGAAUCGCGUUGUUCCCACCAUUACCACCAACAGACCCCGGCCCUGGUCCUGGCUCGGAUAAUAUCAAAGUGGACGAUUGCAUAGCCCCAGACCCAGCCACAGCCACAGCCACAGCCCAUUCCCCCGAACAUAAUGUUACA
Messenger RNA from Drosophila persimilis, 1650 nucleotides. RefSeq names its product lachesin (gene DIP-gamma). The coding region runs from base 1 to 1248 and encodes 415 amino acids. The record is from RefSeq and is a predicted model, not a curated record. Gene Ontology annotation, cellular component: neuron projection. The transcript has 10 exons. Lineage: Eukaryota; Metazoa; Arthropoda; Insecta; Diptera; Drosophilidae.